UGGCGGAAGUUCCUCCUCCUCCGAGUUAUCUUUGGGGUGGUGUGAUGGCGGCAGUGGGGAUGGCAGCCAGAGCAGGAAAAAAAGACUGGAUAUUGGAGCCCCUCUCCUUGCCAGAGUCUCCGUGUUGCAUUGCUGAUGGGUUUACUUCCCUGGCGUUACCUUGCAUAUUUUGUGAAGAUUGUUAUCCUGCAGAAGAGCAGGAAAAGCUACUUGGGCAUUUGAUUAUUGAACACAAACUGGUGAUAGCUGAUGUGAAGCUCAUUGUAGAUUUUAGAAGGUACGUUUUGUAUUGGAAGAAAAGGUUUAUUGAGCAACCAGUAACAGAUUUUUGUAGUGUUAUAAGAACCAAUUCCCAAGCUUCAGAAGAUGAACAAGCAGACUACUACCUUCUGUGUGAUGUUUUACCUGAAGACAGAGUGCUUAGAGAGCAGCUUCAGCAAAAAAGACUAGAAGAGGUUUUGGAACAACAACAGCAGGAAAGGAAUGACAGCAACUUUGCUCGUAUCUGUAUGUUUUGUAAUGAAGAAUUUGCAGGAAACAGGGCUAUUCUCUUCAACCAUAUGGCUAAAGAUCAUUCUUUCAAUGUGGGCCUACCAGACAAUAUUGUGUACUGCAAUGAAUUCCUAGACUUGGUGCAGAAGAAAAUGGAUAAUUUACAGUGUUUAUAUUGUGAGAAAACGUUCCGUGACAAGAAUACUCUCAAAGAUCACAUGAGGAAAAAACAGCAUCGCAGAAUCAAUGCCAAAAAUCAUGAGUAUGACAAAUUUUACACCAUCAACUAUCUGGAGCUUGGGAAGAAUUGGGUGGAGGUUCAGUCUGAAGAUGACAGAGAAAUGAUAGAAGAGCAAGAUGAUGAUUGGUCUGAUUGGCAAGGUCCUCCAGUUUGUGCUGUUUGUCUCUUCUGUGAGAAAGCACAAGAUACAACUGAAAAACUAGAACUUCACAUGAAGGUGGCUCAUCACUUUGACCUUCUGAAAUUGAAGUCUGAAAUGGGUUUAAACUUCUACCAGCAGGUCAAAUUAGUGAAUUUUAUCAGAAGAGAAAUUCACCAGUGUCACUGCCACAAGUGUGGAAAAACAUUUAGCUCAAAAUCAGAGGUUGUAAGUCAUAUGACUGAAGCAAACCACAUUAUGUCACUGCUAGAUAAAUCUGCCUGGGAUCAGCCACAGUAUUACUUUCCUACCUAUGAAAAUGAUGCUCUGCUUUGCUCACUGUCUGACUGUGAGAGUGAAUCCGUGGCUGACAACCAGAUAACAAACAUUCCAGUCAUUGCAGAAGAUAUUUCAAACUUGCAAGCUUUAAAACAAAGCAGUAUUCUAAAUCUCCUACGGCAUCCAAAUAUCAAGAAUUAGCAUUCAUCCUUUCUCCAUAACGAAAGAAUUAUCCAUCAUUUUAAUAGCCAAGCUUCUAGUAAUUUAUUAAUAUAAUGGCAACAUCAAAAUACCAUGCCAAUUUAACCUUAGUGAUGUUAGCUAAUUUUUUCUGGUCAGGAAAAUGGCGAUACUCUGAUGGGUGAUACCAUUGACAAGUAUUUAUACGUUUGAAGUUGAUCAGAUAAUUUGUGAGCAACAGCAUUUUAAAUGGGAAUAAUCGCAACCCACUGCUGUGGGUUGCAAUUAUCCCCAUAAGAGAACAAAAUAUUUUUGAAGUAAUUAGUUUCAUUGUAAUUUGUCAGGUCGUUUAAUCUUUCCCAUUAGAUUUGUGAAUUGCUUCCCGCUUCAUCCUAGAUAUGUCUAAUGGAAACUGAAUUUGAAAGAAUACUCAAGCUCCAGAAAAGGCGCUAAAAUUAUAUUGGUGACCUGCUGGACAUUGAAAUUAAGAAUUAAGCUUCUUUUUUAAGCUUCCAUUUUCUGCUCCACCUUUAGGGAAAGUUAUAACUGUUACUUAGCAGUUUCGUGAUUUGAGUGAAUAGUUAUUUUUAACAACUGAAUACUACAUGCCAGUACUUUUUUUUGGCAUACUGAUUAACAUGUUUGCAUAAAUUCCUAACUUUGCUACUUAAAGUUGUGAACUCACUUAAGAUAAUGAAUUUUAAAAUAUCACAGGCAUGAGGAAUGAAAAAGGUCCUGAAAAGUUAAGUAGUACUGCAGAUAGAGAAAUCAGUCUUCUAUUAUAUUUAAGUGUUACUGUCAUUUUACACUGUAGAUAGAAAAGUGUUGCAUUUCUGUGUCAUCACAUGUUGGCAGCUGUGCUGUGGCAUAAUGGAAAUGAGCACAGGAAGUGACUAAUGGAUACAUUAUCCCAAGGUGCAAAUUGGCUUUUGAAAGAUUUGAUAAACAUAAGUAAUAUAUCUAUUGUAAGGUUAACUUAUUUAUUAGUAUCUUAACAUUAGGCAAGCCAAGGAGGAAGACUCUCAAACGUAUUUUUUAGGAAUUAUUAUUGAAAUAUUCUUAUGACAGUUACGACAAUCUAAUGUUAAAGUGACCAUGGAUUUUCUACCUUGCUAGUUUGGUUAAUUCUAGAUUUUUUAAAAUAAAGUUGAAGUUUGUAUUCCAGCUUUUCACAUUAAGUAAGUCUGAUGUGUGUGUGUGUGUAUGCGCACUUAAAAGACUAUAUCACAGUUAUUAAAUAUAUGAAGCAGGCAGUGGUAUUCAUUGGAAACAGUUGUAUGAUUUUCAUUUUUGCUUUGAUUAAAAAUGAAUGCAGAAGCAGUUAAACAAUUUAACCUGUCUCCAUGAUGGAGCAGAGGGCAUGUUCCCUGGCUAUGCUAGCAAAGGUGGCGUUAGGUCUUUGUUCCUGUAUUACAAUGUCAAAACCAUGAACUGAGGUUUUCCAUUAUGUUGUGCAUAAUUAUUUUUGAAACCAUUACGAAAUGAAACACUAAGUUUUUAAUACUGUGGUUGGAAACAUGGAAGUGAAAGAUUGUGUUCUGCAAAUUUGUUGUAGGGUUAAAAAAGCUGCAGCCUCACUUUUUCUCUCAUCGCUUGAUGUAAUUUAAAACAAUCAUGCCUUCAAUAAAUUGAAUUUCUCCA
Molecule: messenger RNA, 2972 nt
Organism: Carcharodon carcharias (great white shark)
Lineage: Eukaryota; Metazoa; Chordata; Chondrichthyes; Lamniformes; Lamnidae
Gene: znf277
Product: zinc finger protein 277
Exons: 12
Coding region: 45-1352 (435 amino acids)
Source: RefSeq, a predicted model, not a curated record